Molecule: messenger RNA, 1350 nt
Organism: Colletotrichum lupini
Lineage: Eukaryota; Fungi; Ascomycota; Sordariomycetes; Glomerellales; Glomerellaceae
Exons: 9
Coding region: 1-1350 (449 amino acids)
Source: RefSeq, a predicted model, not a curated record
AUGCCCAGUCGAAAAAAAAGUUGUUCGCCCAUUUUGUUGUUCCCCGUCGCCGACUUUCCGUUCCAGGUUCGCCGGUCCGCCCGCAACGGCACGACGGGCAUCAGUCAGCACAAUCACCCGCACUGCACUCUGCCACUCACACUCACACUCAUACUCAUCCUCACACCUCACACCUCACGCCUCAUAAGUACUGCGUAUUCCCUCAUCUUAGUCAAUGACUUACUCAGUCGCCAAUGUACCUGUCACGAUGCUGUAAGGACAGAGUUGCAACUUGGCAGAAGACCUCCCAAGAACACUGCCCCAAUGCCAAACGUCCUCUACUCCCCCUGCCAAGCUAUCAUUCUGAACCCGGCCCGCCUAGCAAGCUCAGCCAUACCACGCUCAAGAGCUAACAUUCUGCAAAAAAUGCCCCUAAAGUCUCUCCCUUCCAAAUCCAGUCUUGUUCAUCCCCCACACAAUUUGCAUCUUGGCCCGAGCAAGCCAAGCUUUUGCGCUUGGCUAGGAGCUACUUUUCUGGCUGCAGCCUGCGACUAUGAAUCCGCCCACAUGCUUAUACAAGUGGUAUGCACAACUGACUAUGACAUGACGUAUCGAUGUGAAGCCAUCAUCAUUUUCACUCACUCAAUAAGUAAUUUCAUCACGUACUACCGUGCUACCUACCCCAAUGACUUCACACUUACAGCAGCUGUUUACAUGGCCCAUCGUCUGUUGUCCCUGGAACAUCUUGACACGGCCGUCAAAAGGCUAGCUAGCCGUGCCAUUAAUGCCGUCUCAACUCUGGCCUCUGGAUGCCCAUCCAAGGUUUAUCAGAGCUAUGAGUAUGUGUGCAAGCUCAAACCCGAUGAUCCUCAUUUUCUCAGUCUUCAUUUCGAUUCAAACUUUCAACUGAUCUUGGUCAAGGAGAGACGGCUUGACCAAUCGCUCUGUGUGAGCAUCCUCGAUAUUGAACAGCAGCUGGCCAGAAGCGAUGUGCCAGAAAUUACUGCCGUCAGGUCUUCGACAGGAGUACGGAAACCCUCACUGGUGCCCAAUAACAGCUCAUUCCCACUGAACUCUUCAGUCAUAGGCGGAAGAUAUGAUCUAGUGAGGCUUGAGGCCGCCUUUCGAGUCCAUAUCCCAACCAUCUUUCCCUCGAAGCAACGUGUCACUCAAGGGAAGUUGCCGGUGCCGGCCCCAUCAUUGAAGCUUAACAUGUGCAGGCAGAACCAUGUCCAAUGCACGACGCCGGCGCCGAGACUUAGACGGCGUAGCCCGAGCCACCGGAGCCCUCGCCGGCCAACCACGCAUCGCUCACGGCGCCUAGCGCCGCCGUCUCCUACGUUUCUUCACGAAUCCCGCAGCCGCCAAUAA